Molecule: messenger RNA, 315 nt
Organism: Prunus armeniaca (apricot)
Lineage: Eukaryota; Viridiplantae; Streptophyta; Magnoliopsida; Rosales; Rosaceae
Source: the annotation of a GenBank genome assembly
AUGACCUGCAACGCCGAUGAGAAAGGCUGUGUGGACAAAGUGGCAUUGCAGCUUGAAAGCGGUGUGGUAAGCACUAGCCUGCAAGAAGAUAUCAAGGAGCCAGCAGAGGACGUCAAAGGAUCCAGCAAGAUUGAAAACACUCAAUUCUUGAUGGUUCUCGCAAGAGCAAUCGUUGUAUUUGCAGGUCCACAUUGCAGUUCCACAGCAGCAUCUAUGAACAUACAAAAGGAUCGGCGGCGUAGUGCAAAACGCAGUCCCUUAAUUGCUGUGCACGCAAUAACCAAUUCUAUGAGCCGCAUUGACUCACCUACCUAG